Gekko japonicus is the source of this 337-nucleotide messenger RNA. RefSeq names its product sulfotransferase 1C4-like. The record is from RefSeq and is a predicted model, not a curated record. Gene Ontology annotation, biological process: sulfation. The annotation marks the transcript as partial. Gene Ontology annotation, molecular function: sulfotransferase activity. Gene Ontology annotation, cellular component: cytoplasm. NCBI's taxonomy places the organism in Eukaryota, Metazoa, Chordata, Lepidosauria, Squamata, Gekkonidae. The transcript is spliced from 2 exons.
AUGGAGACUCUCCCUUACCCUGCAGGGACCCACUGGCUCGCCGAAAUCAUCAUGCUCCUUCUUCCUUCCAAAGUGGCGAUCACUCCUCCAAUUGAAUUUGGAGAUCUUUCCAAGCUGGAACAAUUGGACCAUCUGUCCUGCCAGAGAAUCAUCCCGACUCACUUGGACUGCAAUAUGUUGCCACCCGCUUUCAAGCUUAAACAAUGCAAGGCUAUCUACAUCCUCAGAAACCCGAAAGACAUUGCCGUUUCCAUGUAUCAUUAUUACAGAGAGAAUCCCAACCUCCCCACCAUAGACAACUGGCCCGAAUUCCUGGAGAUGUUCCUAAAAGGAGACG